GUCGGUCCUUUUGUACCAGCAGGGACUCCGUUCUCCAGCCGAGAUUCACCAUGGCCUCUGCACUGACUUGCACAGCAUUUACUUCGUGUUUACUGUUUUUUACGUUAUUAUUUGCUGUUGUGUUUUGCGACGCUGAUGCAGAAGAAGAGGAGCAUGCCAAGCACACAUACACUGUAGAGAUGUUCACCGAGGCGGUGCCAACUGCACCCCACUUUGUCAUGUUUUACGCCCCAUGGUGCGGCCAUUGCCAGAGACUGCAGCCUGCAUGGAACGAACUGGCAGACAAAUACAACGGCAUGGAUGACCCUCCUGUAUAUGUGGUGAAAGUGGACUGCGUCCAGAACACCAAGUUCUGUUCCAGCGAGCACGGCGUCAGAGGAUACCCUACAUUAAAAUUGUUCAAGCCAGACCAGGAAGCAGUGAAGUACCAGGGACCAAGAGAUCUGCAGUCUUUGGAGACGUGGAUGCUGAAGACGCUCCAGGAGGAGCCUUCGGAACCAGUAAGUGAGCAGGAACCCGCUAAAGCCCCAGAGCCCAAACAGGGCAUGUAUGAGCUCACUGCAGCUAACUUCAAGGAACACAUAUCCAAAGGUGCUCAUUUCAUUAAGUUCUUUGCGCCCUGGUGCGGCCACUGCAAAGCCAUGGCGCCGACCUGGGAGCAGCUGGCCUCCAGCUUCGAGCACUCUGACGACGUAAAGAUAGGAAAGGUGGACUGCACACAGCACUACGAGGUGUGCUCUGAGAACGGUGUCAGAGGAUACCCGACACUGCUGUUCUUCCACAACGGACAAAAGACAGAACAAUACAAAGGGAAGAGAGACCUGGACUCGUUCAAAGAAUUUGCAGACAACCAGCUGAAGGCUGCGCUCUCUGCAGAGCAGAAGGAGGAACCAGCCGAGGAGCAGAACUCAAACGAGGUUCCCACCGAUGAGCCGGCGGACGAGGAGGUGAAGUCCGACGUGUUGAUCCUCACCGAGAGCAACUUUGACGAGACGGUAGCGAAGGGCUUCACCUUCAUCAAGUUCUACGCUCCAUGGUGUGGUCACUGCAAGAAUCUCGCUCCAACCUGGGACGACCUUUCCAAGAAGGAGUUUCCUGGUCUCUCUGAUGUCAAGAUUGCCAAAGUGGACUGCACCGUCGAGCGCACGCUGUGCAACAAGUAUUCUGUGCGGGGUUAUCCAACGUUGAUAAUCUUCAGAGCUGGGGCGCAGGGUGACGAGCAUCACGGGGGACGGGACCUGGAGAGCCUGCACAGCUUCGUGAUGAGGCAGGCGAGAGACGAGCUGUAGGAAGCAACACCUCUCUACCUGGAGUCCCCUGUUUAUCUGGCCAGUUGGACAGGAGUCUCUGUCCUGCAGCAGCCAAGUCAGAUUUCCUUCAGGAAGGAAUCAAUCCAGCGACAGACUGAUGUCAUCAUCUGGGUCUAUUUUUGUUUUUAUUUGUAUUUACAGACAGAAUAAAUGUGUUGGAAAUGUAUUUUUUUACAAAUCUCUCGAGCUGAAAUCUUACGUUUUUAAACCUCUGCGAGCACUGGUCCAAUUAGAACCAGAAACACAGACAACUUUACCAAGACGUUCAUUAAAAAUCUUGUUUUUUAUUUUCUGACUCCUGUGGGUUUCCCCUCUUCCCCUUCCUACUUAAAUUAUCAACCUCUCCUGUUAUGACGCUGUGACUCUUAAGUUGUAAAAGUUGUGAUGUCUCUCUGAGGUUGAGGGUUAUUUUAAAGGUACAUCAUGUAUAUCUGCUGAUAGCCUAUCUGACGUAACUCUCAGGGAAAACAACCAAGUGGACCAGAACAAUGUCGCUCACACAGGAUUGUAGUUGACCCGGCAACCUGAGCCGUGAAUGAGGACCCGAUUGUUUACACUUCACUCCAUAGAAAAAGCUCUUAAAAAUGAUCAACCAACUUCGUAUCACGUGAAAUGUAUAUGUGACAUCUUUUUACUUUUUUUUAGCUUUUGAAGUUUCAAGUCAUUCAUUAUUUUAGUUUUCUUUUAAAAAAGAAAACAAAUGCAGUUUGUUUUCAUCAAGCCAAGUGCAUUUCAGAUCAGGAUCAUCUGCAUUCAUUUCUUUAUCACUGAUUAUUGUACUGAUUGAAGCAUCAUUGAAUGUCCAGGGACAUAAAUAUGAAUUGUUUAUUAAAUCACAACAUGAGAACCUGACUAGUCUGGUUGAAAAGUAAAGCUGAACUUGCACCAAUUAAAGUUUUUUCAGUAAAUUUACUGAAUUCAUUUUACUUAAUUCUAUUUUUAGAGAAUUUAAAACAUUUUUCAUGGAUUGUCCAACCGGACUGUGUUCAGUGUUUAUGCUCCUGACUAGCUGUGAUUUUAUUGUCCAGCCCAGGUUCACAAAUGGGGGGAAAAAGCAACAGUCUUAUCAGGUUUUUUUUUUUUUUUGUUGUUGCUUUUUGAGCAACACAUGGUCUAAAGAGGUCCAGCACCACAACUCUGUAUUUAGUUUUUCAAUGGACCGUAUUUGUCCCCUAUCCACAAGUUUUGUACAAAAAAAAACAAAAGUGGAAAGUUGUAACAUAAGAUUUCAUAAUAAAUUUUGUCAAAAACA
Poecilia reticulata (guppy) is the source of this 2562-nucleotide messenger RNA. RefSeq names its product thioredoxin domain containing 5 (gene txndc5). Gene Ontology annotation, molecular function: protein disulfide isomerase activity. The record is from RefSeq and is a predicted model, not a curated record. Gene Ontology annotation, cellular component: endoplasmic reticulum. Lineage: Eukaryota; Metazoa; Chordata; Actinopteri; Cyprinodontiformes; Poeciliidae. Gene Ontology annotation, biological process: protein folding.